Strongylocentrotus purpuratus (purple sea urchin) is the source of this 1592-nucleotide messenger RNA. RefSeq lists its product as uncharacterized. NCBI's taxonomy places the organism in Eukaryota, Metazoa, Echinodermata, Echinoidea, Camarodonta, Strongylocentrotidae. The coding region runs from base 10 to 1002 and encodes 330 amino acids. The record is from RefSeq and is a predicted model, not a curated record. The transcript has 3 exons.
GAGCAAACGAUGACGACUAGUUCCUCUUCCUUGACCUCCGCUGACACUCAGCGAUUACCGACAGGGCCAGGAGACUCUACAAAUUGCUCAACGUCUUCUCAGGAGGAUGGUACCAGUAGGGAUCUUUCUCAUGCCACUAAUUACGAAUUUCCUAUCAAGCACAGGAGAGCCGACGAAGCAGAUGAUAAAUCAUCAACUUCAGACCUGUUGUCAUCAUGUGCGUACUUGCCUUUUGUUGACAAUAUCUCAUGUUCAAGUCAAGACAAUUCAAAUUCCGGUCAUACCUUAGGAUCAACCCAGUGUCAAACUCAAGCAACCCCCCUGGAACAGUCCUACCUUACGACGUGCUGUAAAGGACAUUCCCAAGCAAUGAGCACUUCUUGUGCAUCAGGGACCUCGACAAAUACCCAAACACGUGCCCCCUCGACUUCUACUGUAGUACAGAAUGGACCCGACAAUAAUACCAGUCAACAAGAAACUGUUUACGGCGACUACCCUAUGGCCUUGGUGGUUCUUUCCGGUAACCAUGAUGAUUCUCGCAAGGAUGUUGAACAAUGUUUCCCUGGAAAGACGAUAGCGUCGGUGGACGACUGGAAACUCCUUAAAAAGAACUGGCAUUUGUUUACAGCCAUUCUGAUCGACGUAGGGAAACCAACAACUCCUGAUGGAAAUCAGAAGGUGGAAGGAGCUGUGUCGGCUUGUCUGAAAAACAUGUAUGAGAAAAUGAAUGUAGCGCUUUUGAUGCCCAUUCCUGCAGCCCCCCUGUCAGCCUUCGAGAGUAGAGUCUAUCAGCUAGCUCAGUCUCACAGACUCCGCAACUUUCAAUACAGUCGUGAAUCAGGCGGGCGGUUAAUUUUUGAUGACGGCACAAAAAACCGAAUGGUUCAUUGGCUUGGUGAAUGUUCCGAUAGAUAUGCAUCCUUCUUGGAAUCGAGCCCUGAUGGCUUAGGGAGAAGAAUAAUUGGUGCCAUUUCAUCAGCAUUCGGUGGAUCAAGAAAAUGAGACAAUAGUGCCUAUGUAAAGGGAUGAUGAAUUUCUCAGUAAACAGGUAGAUGAGAAGAGUUAGAACAAGCAUUAUGGUAUUGGUAAUCGGAGCACUAUGAAUAUUUAAUACACAUGUAAUAUGCAGGCACCAAUUAAAAACCAAAAUACAAUUUUGUUGAUUGUAGUACAUUAUAAUGCCAUGGGCGGUUAAAAAAUUAAUAUAGGCGGGGUUCAUGGAUUAUAUUAAGGGGCUUCUGUUGCGAGCAAUGGAUGAACCAUUUGUCCUGAUCGUGGGAUGCGAGGAAUUGAUCGAGAGGGGUAUUUAUAAGGGAAUACCCCUCACAAGGAGGGGUUUGCAGAACUUUGCACACUAUCGACGCCCAUGCAUAGAAUUUUGAUCCAUUUGAAUAUAUUUUCAAGAAUUAACGUCACCCCAUGCACCCAUUUGAAUUGGCGACCCUUGAAUUUAUGUUUAUAAUAUUUGUCUCCGUGAAUGUGAAGUGCCCCAGGACUCACUUCUCUGGCCUCUUUUGUUUAUUUUGUAUAUUAAUGAUUUUCAAAAUUCAUCUGUUUUAUCCUUUAUAUUAUUUCCAGAUGACACGAAUAUU